Molecule: messenger RNA, 1715 nt
Organism: Lycium barbarum (goji berry)
Lineage: Eukaryota; Viridiplantae; Streptophyta; Magnoliopsida; Solanales; Solanaceae
Exons: 10
Coding region: 287-1537 (416 amino acids)
Source: RefSeq, a predicted model, not a curated record
GAUGAUCUAAAGUCAAAACUUAGCGAAUUUUUUUUUUUAUGGGCAAGCAGUGUCAAAAGUUUAAGGACCGGCCAGGUCAUUCUUGUAAAUCACUUAAAAGUCCAAAUAUAAGGAGAAUCUUGUUAACUAGCAUAUCCUCAAAGUCAAAGGUUUCCUAGAUUAUCAAUUUCCAAAGUUCCAUAAAAGACAAAUCACGUCGUCACUUGUGUUCCUUAUUUGAAGAGGAAGAAUCAUAUGAACAGAGUCAAAUGAAAUCAAGAUUAUAGAGCAGGACAAGUCGAUAAGCAUGGAAUCUCAACCAACAUCACCAGGAUUUGGAGCGUCACUGCAACUGAAAGACUGCAUAGAAGAGUUGCUGAGGUUCACACUUGCUUCUUCCAUAGACAGCACUCUUGAAAUUGACUUGGAUCUCUACAAAGACUACUGCUCCACCCUAUUACAAGACAAUUCUUCCAACCUACUUCCCAAUUCCACUAGUGGUCUUUCCGUAGGAGUUCCGUUAUAUCCUUUAUACAAGCACCUUGCAGCAUCCUUAUAUGAGGCCAUUUCUUCUGAAGCCUUGCCAAGGACAGAAAACAAACUUGCAGAAAUGCAAGAAAGUAGUUCUUUGAAGCAAAAGGAAGAAGACUGGGCUAGUUUAAUAAAGGAAAAAGGUUCUCAUUUGCUCAAUAUGGAAAGAAAACAAUUGAAGGAAGGUGUGCUGUUGGACAUUAUAAUAAGUAUGACUUGCAUGCAUUUUGCUUACUCUAUUGACUGCUUCUGCCCUCUCCUCGUUAAACUUGUUGUGCUUAAUGCUGAUUCUCAAAGUCUCCAAUCAAUGAUUUCUUUUUUGGAUGUUAGAAUUGAACCGGGUGCUUUCAUCCUCGUCAACAAAUGUUUAGUUCUUCAAGUUCAGGAUGUCCAUCAUUACCAUUCAUUUCGCGAGAUGUUAGAAGCAGAGAGUCUUCAAGAAGUUCUUCCUGGAGUUGAUACCGCUGAAGAAGGUGUCCAAGUUUACCGGAAAUUUUACUCAGAAGAGAAAGAAAGGUCAAAUGGUGUUCUUGCUAUCGGUGUUAAGAAGCUGGUUUCUCAGCCUUCCAUUUAUCUGGGCUCCAUGCUUUCUGAACUCAGCUAUGCAGGUGUUCAGAGGCUUUUAGGAUUUGUAUGCACAGUUGGAACAGUUUCUGAGGCACUUCCACCACCAGCAUCUACUCUAAUGUCAUCAUUUCUGUUGCCACAUAAUCCAAAUGCUAAAGGUUGUACCUUGACUGAUGGAGCGAGGGCAUUGUCAAAGCAUGUGAACAGGAGCAGCGACAGCUACUGGGGUAGUUUUUCUGGAAGUGAUUCCGACAAAAAUAGGGUUGCCCUUGAUGUCAUCAGCGACUUGAUAACUUGUUGCUGCUGGAUGAAUGUGCAUGUUGUUCCACCACAUGGGGUUGUUUUUGAGAUAAGGGUUGCUAAUGGUUAUGGUGCACGGUGGUCCAAAGAUGGAAGUAAGUUUAUUGGUUUUCUUGAGCCCUAUAUGGAGGAUGGCCAUUCAAAGGGAUGGAGGCACUGAAUAGCAGAAGACACAGUUUAAUCUUUGGAUUAUGUUUCUUUUUCUUGUUUAACAGGGAACUUUGCUAACUGUAGGAAUCAUUCCCUUCUGUUAUCAUUUUUCGUAGACUAUGCAUUUGACUAAUGGUUAAUCACGAUGGAUUACUACCUUAAUAAAAAGCAUUUAACUCUCCACAAAA